Lontra canadensis (Northern American river otter) is the source of this 1080-nucleotide messenger RNA. RefSeq names its product aldehyde dehydrogenase family 3 member B1-like. Bases 19 to 1080 code for a protein of 353 amino acids. Gene Ontology annotation, molecular function: aldehyde dehydrogenase (NAD+) activity. The transcript is spliced from 8 exons. The record is from RefSeq and is a predicted model, not a curated record. Gene Ontology annotation, biological process: aldehyde metabolic process. Gene Ontology annotation, cellular component: cytoplasm. NCBI's taxonomy places the organism in Eukaryota, Metazoa, Chordata, Mammalia, Carnivora, Mustelidae.
CUGUCCCCUCCCUGCAGGAUGGACCCCUACGCGGACACCCUGCUGCGGCUGCGGGAGGCCUUCAGCACAGGGCGGACGAGGCCGGCCGAGUUCAGGGUGGCGCAGCUCAAGGGCCUCCACCGCUUCCUGCAGGAAAACAAGCAGCUUUUGCAGGAGGUGUUGGUGCAGGACCUGCACAAGUCAGUCUUUGACGCAGACGUAUCCGAGCUCAUCAUAUGCCAGAACGAGGUCAACCUGGCGCUCCAGAAGCUACACACCUGGAUGAAGGAUGAGUACGUGGCCAAGAGCCUGGUGAGCCACUGCCUGCAGCGGGUGGGGGUCUUGUUCAUCCGGAAGAAGCCCUUGGGCCUGGUGCUCAUCAUCGCCCCCUGGAACUACCCGAUGCACCUGACCCUGGUGCCGCUAGUGGGCGCCCUCGCCGCAGGGAACUGCGUGGUGCUGAAGCCAUCAGAAUUAAGUAAGGGCACAGAGAAGGUCUUGGCUGAGGUCCUGCCUCGAUACCUGGACCAGGGCUCCCCGAGCCUGGGCCGCAUCAUCAGCGACAAGCACUUCCAGCGCCUCCGGGGCCUGCUGGGCUGCGGCCGCGUGGCCAUCGGCGGCCAGAGCGACGAGAGCGAGCGCUACAUCGCCCCCACGGUGCUGGUGGACGUGCAGGAGACGGAGCCGGUGAUGCGGGAGGAGAUCUUCGGCCCCAUCCUGCCCAUCAUGAACGUGAGGAGCCUGGACGAGGCCAUCGACUUCAUCAACCGUGGGGAGAAGCCCCUGGCCGUGUAUGCCUUCUCCAACAGCAACCAGGUAGUGACCCAGAUGCUGGAUCCGACCAGCAGCGGCAUUUUCCGAGGCAACCAAGAUUUCUCUCACAUGUCUCCGUCUUCCCUGCCGCUGGGGGGCGUCGGUAACAGUGGCAUGGGAAGAUACCAUGGCAAGUUCUCCUUCGACACCUUCUCCCACCACCGCGCCAGUCUGCUCUCCCCCUCGGGCCUGGAGAAGCUCCAUGAAUUCCGCUACCCGCCCUACACCAACCUGAGGCAGCAGCCGAUAGGCUGGGCCUUAGGCUCCCACAGCUGCACCCUUCUGUGA